AGCAUCAAUGACAAUAAGAGUGAAAAAAGAGGUCCUGGCAGACCAAAAAGUAAACCGGAACAUGUAGUUGACGGACAGAAUGCUUUAAUUCCCUAUUGGGGUCGUGGAAGAGCAAGACAUGAAGUUGAUCUAGAUCCAGAGUCAUUGAGAAGGUGGAACCAACUAAUGAAAAUAGAUAGUGGAGAGGGUGAAGAAGAAGAGAGAAAAAGGAAAGAAUGGUGGCAAAGAGAAAAAAUAACUUUCGAUGGACGAAUAGAUGCGUUUACUUCUCGGUCGCAUCAGUUUCUAGGUGAUAGGAGAUUCAGACAGUGGAAAGGUUCUGUUGUGGACUCAGUGGUAGGAGUUUUCCUAACCCAAAAUGUGUCAGACCACCUAUCAAGUGCUGCAUACAUGUCACUUGUUGAAAAUUUUCUAGUUCAGUCAACGAGUAAUCAACAAGCGUCAAUGACCAUAGAUGGCCAAAAAACAAUUGAGAGCAGCAUGACAUCCAUUGGAGCAACUUAUGAUGCAGAUGGUAACCGAUAUUUUGUAACAGAAGUACCUGAACCAGAUAUGAAUCAUGGGUCCAAAAAUUUACCAGCCGAAAAGGCUACAUGCCUGCUUCAAGAAGAGGUGCAAAGACAGAAUGGUAUUGUGAGAUCAGAACCUGAACCGGAUAUGAAUCAAGGACACAAAGAUUUGCCGGCCGAAAAGGAUACGUGCUUGCUUCAAGAAGACGAGCAAGGACAGAAUGGUGUUGUGAGAUCAGAAUCUGAACCAGAUAUGAAUCAUGGACCCAAAGAUUUACCCGCUGAAAGGGCUAUAUGCUUGCUCCAGGAAGAGGUGCAUAGACAGAAUGGUAUUGUGAGAUCAGAACCUGAACCAGAUAUGAAUCUUGUGUCUCAAUAUUUACUAAUUGAAAAUCCUAUGUGCUUGCCUCGUGAAGUGGUGCCAAGACAGCCUUUACCAACCGAACUGCCUAUAUGUUUGCCUCGUGAAGUGGUGAAAAGACAGAGCGGGAAUGAAACUGAAAAGAAAAACAGAAGCCCGAAUAGGAAAACAGCUUCUAAGGAGACUAAAAAGACAAUUCCGAGAGGGAAGAAUAAAAUUGUUAAAGAUGUGGUACUUAGAAGGAGGAACUGGGUGAGUUUAGGAAAGAUCUAUUCUAGACCAAGAAGCAAGGAUCAGAUGGAUUCGGUGUAUUGGGAGGCAGUAAGACAAGCAGAAACCAGCAAAGUUGCCAGCAUCAUCGAAGGACGUGGUCAGCAAACUAUUAUUGCGGGAAGAAUCAAGCAAUUUCUGGAUCGAGUUGUAGACAUGCAUAAAAGCAUAGAUCUCGAAUGGUUACGAUAUGUUCCACCUGAUGAUGUGAAGGAUUACCUGUUGGAGUUCAUGGGAUUGGGCUUGAAAAGCGUGGAAUGUGUACGACUUUUGUCUCUUCAACAGGUUGCCUUUACGGUUGAUGUAAAUGUUGCUCGGAUAGCGGUUCGUUUCGGAUGGGUUCCCCUGAAAGCACUCCCUGGAAGCCUUCAGUUCCACCUUAUAGAAGAGUUUCCGAUAUUGGACACCAUUCAGAAAUACCUCUGGCCCCGACUAUGCGAGCUUGACCAUAGAACACUCUAUGAACUGCACUAUCACAUGAUAACCUUUGGAAAGGUAUUCUGCACAAAGGAAAACCCAAGGUGCCAUGCUUGUCCAAUGAAAGCAGAAUGCAAACAUUAUGCAAGUGCACAAGCAAGUGCUGCCAAUCUUACCCUUUUAGAUGCCAACAGAACUACAGAAUCUGGUCGAGAUGUUCACACUUGCAAACCCAUAGUUGAAGAGCCAAACUCACCACAACAAGAAGAGGACAUUGAAGAUUUUUCAUGGGAUGGAUGUAUUGAAGAUGAAGAGAUCCCGACUAUCAAACUCAAUCGUGAAGAGUUCAACCCAGAUGGGAAAAAGUCUCCAUACAGCAAUUCUAUGUCGCAAGCUUUAGUUUCUGUGGGGACUUCUCCAUUGUCAGCUCCUAAAAUGAAGCGUGUGACCUCUUUGCGGACUGAACAUCAAGUGUAUGAACUUCCAGAUAAUCAUGAGAUUUUGGUUGGGCUAGACAAACGAGAAAGGGAUGAUUCACUACCUUACCUUCUCGCUAUAUGGCAACCAGGUGAAACUCCGAAUUCAAGCCAGCAACCUGAGAAAUUAUGCAGCUCGCAAGGAUCACAACUCUGUGGUCAGAAAACAUGUUUUGCUUGUGAAGGUAUUCGAGAACAACAAGCUGGUAUAGUUCGUGGAACAAUUUUGAUACCAUGCAGGACAGCUCUGAAGGGAAGCUUUCCACUCAAUGGCACAUAUUUUCAAGUUAACGAGGUAUUUGCUGAUCACAAAUCUAGUUAUGACCCCAUUAUUGUUCCCAGAGAAUUGUUAUGGAACCUCGUAAAGAGGACUUUAUAUGUUGGGUCAUCAACAAAAUCAAUAUUUAGAGAUUUGUCAUUAAAGGAGAUUCACCAAAACUUUUGGACAGGUUUUACUUGUGUGAAAGCAUUCGAGCGAGGAACAGGUGCUCCAAAACCUCUUGCAAGGAGAUUCCACUGUUCAGCAAGCAAGAUGGAGAAGGAAGGAAGGAGAAAAUCAGGGAAAAAAUCAUUACACAGCCGGAUGACCAUCUUAUUCAAGCCUCCAAACUUUUAUGAAUUCCAGUUGGGUUUGGAGGCCGACUUAACAAGUUAUUUGUAAUCCAAAGAAUCUGCAGCAACUAGAUGGUGCCUAGUUACAUCCAAUUA
Populus euphratica (Euphrates poplar) is the source of this 2741-nucleotide messenger RNA. RefSeq names its product transcriptional activator DEMETER-like. The transcript is spliced from 19 exons. Gene Ontology annotation, biological process: chromosomal 5-methylcytosine DNA demethylation pathway; base-excision repair. The record is from RefSeq and is a predicted model, not a curated record. Gene Ontology annotation, molecular function: DNA N-glycosylase activity; DNA demethylase activity; 4 iron, 4 sulfur cluster binding. The coding region runs from base 166 to 2694 and encodes 842 amino acids. Lineage: Eukaryota; Viridiplantae; Streptophyta; Magnoliopsida; Malpighiales; Salicaceae.